Messenger RNA from Colletotrichum lupini, 957 nucleotides. RefSeq lists its product as uncharacterized. Lineage: Eukaryota; Fungi; Ascomycota; Sordariomycetes; Glomerellales; Glomerellaceae. Bases 1 to 957 code for a protein of 318 amino acids. Gene Ontology annotation, molecular function: transmembrane transporter activity. The transcript is spliced from 3 exons. The record is from RefSeq and is a predicted model, not a curated record. Gene Ontology annotation, biological process: transmembrane transport.
AUGGCUUUCUACUCUUUCGGAACCAUCAUGGGCCCAACCCUUGGUCCCGUGCUAGGUGGUAUAGUUAAUGGAAAUCUUGGUUGGAGAUGGGUAUUCUGGCUGGCUGCCAUCUUGGCUGCUGUUGCUGCAGUUGGCUUGUUGUUUUGGUUACCAGAGACUCAUCAACCAACAAUCGAACGCUUGUUGACGUCAGAACCGCAUGAGUCUCACCGGAAUCAACAGCACCAUGUCAGAGGACUCUUAGCGAGGCUGCCUUCUUUCGAUAACCUCCGCCGAAGUUUGUGCAGUGCAUGGCUUCUCCCACUCAAAGUCGCGAGCCACUUGACUUGCCUGGUACCCCUCCUCAUGAUCUGCGUUUUCAAUGGAACUGUCAACAUGAUCUUGUCGUCUCUGGGCACUGUUUACCAAAAUCAUUUUGGAUUUCCAGCUUUAACCGUGGGUUUAUCAUACUUGGGAAUAGGAUUUGGGGGGAUCAGUGCACUAGCAUUUUCAAAAAAGUUGAUGCAGUUCGUUGCGACGAAAUUUCCGGAGGAUGAAGACAGGAAGCAUGCCAGUCUCUUACUUUUAGCAUCGGGGGCACUUCUGCUUCCAGCGUUAGGCCUUUUAUGGUAUGGAUGGUCCGUCGCAACACACACAUCUUGGAUCGUACCCAUCAUUGGACUAUAUUUCUUCGGCUUUGGCUACAUGGCUGUGCAGCUCUCGCUACUCAUCUUCGUCGUUGAGUCCGUACCGGGCUUUUCAGGCUCUGCAGGCGCCGCUUUCACUGUUGCCUCGUCUAUAGGGGGGUCCAUCAUUCCUUUGUCAACCUUCCCAAUUUACGAGAAGGUUGGUUAUGGAUGGGGGAAUACGAUCAUUGCUGGUAUUGAGAUACUGCUUUGUGCUGCUUCAAUGACUAUGUACUUGUGGACGAGGAAAGCUGGCGCCCAGUUGCCUUUAAAGGUCCAUAUACAUAGAUAG